UAAUUCAGGUCCGAGGUCCUCUUAAAGAGAGUGAGGAGGCAUUUCUUAAGUCUCUCUGGGAGCUGUGUUUGGAGUUCAGGUCUGACGGGUGAGGAUCGGGGCUCAGAGACAGGACAGAUCGACAGAAACAAGAUGAAGACUCUGACACUGGUGCUGCUGGUUUGGACUUUUACAUCUGCCACAGCGAAGCCAAGAUCUCAGUUCACCCGUUAUCGCUCAUGGAACUCACGGAUGUAUCCUGUGUGGAAAGACGGAGAUCCACGAUUCAGGAACUGCUGGACUGGUGGUGAAGUGACCUUCGAUCUGAAAAAUGAUGCCCCCACCCUGACUGGAGCAAGAGCCACCUUCAAUAUAAAUCUGAAUUUCCCCCCAAAUCAGACAGUUCUCUCAGACGGGCAGGUGGUGUGGGCACAGAACUGCACUGUCAAUGGACAACAGUAUCAGGCGGGCCAGGCUGUGUAUCCUGAUCAGGGUCCUGUAGGGACUGGCGUUUUCCCUGAUGGUACACCGCUCAGAGCAAGAAGCCAAGACAGGAAACCCCGAUAUGUGUUUGUGUGGAAAACAUGGGGUCGUUAUUGGCAGGUUUCAGAUGGUCCGUCAUCCUCACUCACCAUCGCAACAGAUAACGUGGCCUUGGGCUCCUACAACAUGGAAGUCGUCAUCUAUCACUGCCGUGGGCAGGACAAGUUCAUCCCUCUGGGCUACGCCUCCACAGUUUUCACCAUUACAGACCAGGUUCCCUUCACUGUAUCACUCGCCCAAGUCAAUGAUGUGAACCAGGACGAUCAGAGCUUCAUCCAGAACAGAGCCAUUGCCUUUAACGUUAAGCUACAUGACCCCAGCCAGUACCUGAGCAGCGCUGACAUCAGCUUCAGCUGGGACUUUGGUGACAACACUGGGACCCUGAUCUCCAGGGAGCGUACAGUCACCCACACAUACCUCUCACUCGGCACCUUUAAACCUCAGGUUGUCCUGAUGGCAAGCAUCCCUAAUGGCUGUGGAAACCCCACUGCUGCUCCAGGAGUAGUUGUGAUCACCCCGGCAGCUGCUGUCCCAGCAGAUGAAGGAGAUGUUCCUGCAUCUGAUGCCACUGCUAUUGAUGCAGCUGUACAGCCGGCAGAAGAAGCCACCAUUACAGAGGAUGGAGCAGUGGUUGUUAACACAGACACAGAGGGAGCCGAGGUUGCUCCAGUUGCUCCUGCAGCUGCAGAGUUAGAUGUUGUUGCAGAGGAAACAGAUGCUGCUGCAGGUGAAGCAGCUGUUGCCCCUGCAGCUGAUGAAACUGCAGCUGCUGCUGCUGAAACUGCCGCUGUUGCAGAUGAAAAUGCAGUUGCUGCUGAUGAAACUGUAGUUGCUGCCGAUGAAACUGCAGUUGCUGCCGAUGAAACUGCAGCUGCCGCCGAUGAAACUGCAGCUGUUGCAGAUGAAACUGCAGCUGUUGCAGAUGAAACUGCAGCUGCCGCCGAUGAAACUGCAGCUGUUGCAGAUGAAACUGCAGCUGCCGCCGAUGAAACUGCAGCUGCCGCCGAUGAAACUGCAGCUGUUGCAGAUGAAACUGCAGCUGCUGCCGAUGAAACUGCAGCUGUUGCAGAAGGAGAAGGAGAAGAGGCAGUUGAAGCUGUAGUCACAGUUGUUCCAGUUGCAGUAGAGGAACCUGCUGAUGCUAUUGAUGCGGCAGUUGAUACUGCAGAAGCUGAUGCUGCUGCUGCUGAACCCGCUGCUGACACGGUUGAUGCUGCUGAUGCUGUUGCAGAAGUUGCUGAAACUGAAGCAGAAGUCCCUGCUGAUAAUGUUGUAGCUGCUGCUACUGAGGCCACACCUGUAGAAGAAGCAGCACCAGCUGAGGCUGCAGCUGAAACUGAGGAUGAAGUACUGGAGACAGAGAAUGUGGUUGCAGCUACUGCAGCUGCUGCAGAGCAACCUGCAGAAGGUGAAGUUCAAGCAGAGGUAGAAGCAGAACCUGCACAGGUUGCCCUAGUUAUAGCUAAAAGACAAGCACCAGAGCUGACAGCUGACUGCAUGGUGUACCGGUAUGGGUCCCUCGCCACCUCUCUUGAUAUUAUCCAGGGUAUUGAAAGUGUUGAGAUUGUCCAGAUGUCAAAUGUUGUAUCAAUGGCCACUGAGCUGGAUCAAAACGCUGUGGAUGUCACCAUUAGCUGUCAAGGAAGUCUGCCAAGUGAAGUCUGUACAGUCAUUUCAGAUGCAGACUGUAUCACACCAGUGGAAACAGUCUGUAAUGUAGCCACACCAUCUCCAGACUGUCAAAUGAUCCUGCGUCAAUUCUUCAAUGACACUGGAGUAUUUUGCAUUAAUGUCUCCUUGACCAAUGAUGUCAGUCUUGCUAUGGCGAGUGCCAGAGUCAAUGUUGCAUUAGCCUCUGGUGGUUCCCCAGCUGGAACUGCAGCCACAGUCCUGGGUGUUAUGGUCCUUGCCUGUGUUGUCUGUUGUAUCAGUCUGAUGUAUAGGCGGUUCAAGCAGUACCAGCCGCUCACAGAGGACAACAGCUUCAGUAAUGGAGGGAGCUCAUCAGUAACGUCUGUGCCUUUGCUGUUGUGGAACCUGCUGAGCCGACAGUCACCAGGAGAGAGUCGUCCACUGCUUCAGGGAAGGAUUGUGUGAAUAUUUUUGUCUGCAAAAGCUGCAACACCUGCCAAUAUGUCAGUUUUGUACACAUUAUUCUCUAACUGUAGUAAGACUGUGACUCCCAGUCAAGGUGUUAAACCAAUAUAAUUAAGUGAAACGUUAAGUAAAAUGGCCCUGUGCACAACUGUAUUAAGGAAUAGAAGAAAGACAGAAGUGUAAAAAGUUGUAAUAAAAAUACAGAAACAUUUUUAGUGGAAGGUGAUAUUUAUUUUGACCUGCAUGUUUUUUUUUUGUUUUUAUUUUUUGUUUUUUUUAUUAAUUGGCACUGACAUGACUAACUCUCUAAUUUAUGGCCUAUUAAACUAAAAAAUUGGAAAAUGAACAUUUCAGUUUAAUUCCUUUAUACUGUAAUUUAAGAUAUCUUACAACACAAAACUUUGCCACAUUUGCUGCCUUUAAAGUAAUAAAAUCUAACUUUACCACCA
Messenger RNA from Sphaeramia orbicularis (orbiculate cardinalfish), 3068 nucleotides. It is a transcript of the gene pmela, whose product is annotated as premelanosome protein a. Bases 133 to 2619 code for a protein of 828 amino acids. Gene Ontology annotation, biological process: melanosome organization. Lineage: Eukaryota; Metazoa; Chordata; Actinopteri; Kurtiformes; Apogonidae. The transcript is spliced from 12 exons. The record is from RefSeq and is a predicted model, not a curated record. Gene Ontology annotation, cellular component: melanosome; plasma membrane.